GCGGUAUCCAGCGCGGCAAUGGCAGGCUGCUGGCAGGUUUUGCCCGUGUCUCCCACGGCUGGUCCGGUCACUGCCCUGGUCACGCAGCCCACGGCGAGAGACGUCCCAUCUCCACAGAGAAGCGCCAUCGUGCCAAGCGCGGGGGGCUCUGGCAGAGCUUGUAUCAUCAGCCAGAUGAAUUUCGCGCACCCAAGCGCCCAGUAGGCUUGGUUAUGGGGCCGACUACACAGCCUUCCUCGAGGUCAGCGACUAUAUGGCGGCUUGACCUUCACCCCUCGCCAUACCGGAAUUCCGCUCAUCAGUCCCAUUUGCACGUGCCCCUAAUCUCAUCAAGCACGACCCUAUUCCUCCUCUCUUCACCUUUGCCAGCGACUGGGCCUGUCUUGUUAGAUUUCUUUCUUUCUUCACCAUGGAGACGGGCAAGCUCGCCCCUCCCACACUCCACAUCAACACCCGGCAGCGCGCGCUAAGCCAGGCCGACACCAUCACCUCGCAAACAUCAGACCCAUUCCGGACACCGAUAUCACCAAGUGACGCAUCUACCGUCGUCAGCGAGUAUGACGCCGCCGUACAACAAGAACUGCGCGCAGAGGCCGCCUCGGAUACAAACAACCCCUUUGCUUUCCGACCCUCACAGCUGAGCAAACUCCUAAACCCAAAGUCAUUAGCUGUCUACCAUGCUCUGGGCGGUCUCCACGGAAUUGCUGCUGGCUUGCAAUCAGACAUCCACGCAGGACUCAGUGCCGAUGAAUGCACAGUGCCACGACAUAUUUCCUUUGACGAAGCGACGAACCUGCAGACAGCCACCAAAGAGAAGCCAUCGGACCGAAUACCAACCGGCGGGCAGCCCUUUGAAGAUCGAAUCAGAGUCCACGGCCGGAACGCCCUCCCGCCUAAGAAAGCCACGCCUAUAUGGAGACUAGUCUGGAAUGCAUACAACGACACAAUGCUGAUAGUUCUUACUGUAGCAGCUGCAAUAUCCUUGGCACUCGGUCUCUAUGAGACAUUUGGCGUGGACCAUCCGCCUGGCUCUCCUCCGCCUGUCGACUGGGUCGAGGGCUGUGCUGUCGUGGUCGCCAUCGUUAUUGUCGUUCUCGUCACAGCUGUAAAUGACUGGCAAAAGGAGCAGGCUUUCGCAAAACUCAACGCAAAGAAAGAACAGCGGGAUGUUAAAGUCACACGGUCGGGAAGGAUCGUCAUGAUCAGCAUAUACGAUGUGUUGGCCGGAGACCUAAUACACUUGGAGCCUGGUGACAUCAUCCCUGUGGACGGCAUCUUCAUUGAUGGCUCAGGUGUCAAGUGCGAUGAAUCGUCCGCCACAGGAGAGUCGGAUGCUAUGCGCAAGACACCCGGCGCGGUUGUCAUGAAAGCCCUUGAGUCUGGCCAGUCUACCAAGGACCUCGACCCUUUCAUCAUCUCGGGUGCAAAGGUGCUCGAGGGUCUUGGCACCUUCAUGGCUACCUCUGUUGGAGAAAACAGCAGUUUUGGUCGUAUCAUGAUGUCCGUCCGUGUCGAGAUUGAAGCUACCCCUCUCCAGGAGAAGCUUAGUGGCCUUGCCAUGGCUAUUGCGAAGCUCGGAACAUCCGCUGCUGCUAUCUUGUUCUUUGUCCUGCUCUUCCGCUUUGUCGGUGGACUGUCUGGCGACACCCGGACCGCUUCAGAGAAAGGAUCCGCUUUCAUGGACAUUCUUAUCGUUGCAGUUACCAUUAUCGUUGUAGCUGUUCCUGAAGGACUUCCGUUGGCUGUGACGUUGGCGCUAGCCUUUGCGACAACCAAGAUGUUGAAGGAAAACAAUCUCGUGAGGAUCCUGCGAGCAUGCGAAACCAUGGGUAACGCCACUGCUAUUUGCUCAGACAAGACCGGUACCCUGACAACAAACAUCAUGACUGUUGUUGCGGGCACAUUCGGUAAUACCAGAUUCGUACACGCGGACAACAACUCGCAAAAGGACGAAACUGUAUCCGCAUGGGCAUCCAAAGUCACGCCGGCUGCGAAAGAUCUCCUCGUGCAGUCCAUUGCUAUCAACUCGACGGCUUUUGAGGGCCAAGAGGAUGGAAAACCAGUGUUCGUUGGCUCCAAGACAGAGACCGCCCUCCUCCAGUUUGCCAAAGACCACCUCGGCCUUGUUUCACUGUCCGAAACCCGUCAAAACCAGCAAGUGCUGCAAAUGUUCCCAUUCGACUCGAGCAAGAAGUGCAUGGGCGCUGUGCUAAAGCUUCAAAAUGGUACCUGCCGGCUUGUAGUCAAGGGAGCAUCUGAGAUUCUUCUCGGCUUCUCCUCUACUGUUGCCCGUUUUGACUCCUUGGAGAUGGAACCAUUGACAGACAGCCAGCGGCAGAGCCUCAGUGAUUCUAUCAGCGAAUAUGCAAACAAAUCCCUCAGGACCAUUGGACUGGUGUACCGCGACUUUGAGCAAUGGCCGCCGGCUCAUGUUGAGCUCACAGAAGGAGGCAGUGUGGACUUUGUCUCCCUGCUGCGCGACCUUACAUUCUUUGGCGUUGUUGGUAUUCAGGAUCCCAUUCGUCCCGGUGUACCCGAUGCUGUACGCAGGGCGAAACACGCAGGUGUGACGGUUCGUAUGGUUACCGGCGACAACAUGCAGACGGCUCGAGCUAUCGCGACAGAAUGCUUGAUUUAUACUGAAGGCAGAUUGGUAAUGGAAGGCCCAGACUUCCGUCGCCUGACCGAAGAACAACUAGACGAGAUUUUGCCCCGACUUCAGGUACUGGCUCGUUCUUCGCCCGAAGACAAGCGCAUACUUGUCCAGCGUCUCAAGACUCUUGGUGAAAUCGUCGCUGUUACCGGAGAUGGCACCAAUGACGCCCCUGCAUUGAAGGCAGCCAAUAUUGGAUUCUCCAUGGUUUCGGGAACAGAGGUUGCCAAGGAAGCAUCGUCGAUUAUUCUCAUGGACGAUAACUUCACUUCCAUCAUCACUGCCCUGAUGUGGGGUCGUGCUGUCAAUGAUGCUGUCCAAAAAUUCCUUCAGUUCCAAAUCACGGUAAACAUUACCGCUGUCGUACUGGCAUUCGUAACUGCCGUGUACGAUGACGAGAUGAAGCCUGUACUCAAGGCUGUACAGCUCUUAUGGGUCAACUUGAUCAUGGACACUUUUGCAGCCCUCGCCCUUGCCACUGAUCCACCAACCGAAAAGAUUCUUGACCGCCCACCACAAGGCAAAGGCCCUCUUAUCACAACAACUAUGUGGAAGCAGAUCACCGGCCAAAACAUCUACAAGAUUACGGUGAUCUUCGUUCUUUACUUCGCUGGUGGCGAUAUCCUCAACUACGAUCUAUCAAAUCCCGAAAAGCAGUUAGAACUCGACACUCUCAUCUUUAACUGCUUUGUUUGGAUGCAGAUCUUCAACAUCUUCAACAACAGGCGUCUGGACAACAAGCUCAAUGUCCUCGAAGGCGUGUUACGCAACUAUUUCUUCAUUGGCAUCGUGUUGAUGAUCAUCGGCCUUCAGAUCCUCAUCAUUUUUGUUGGUGGACGCGCCUUCCAGAUCAAAUCUGGAGGUAUUGACGGCACACAAUGGGCCAUCAGUAUCGUCACAGGCUUCAUAUGUAUUCCCUGGGCUGUCCUUAUCAGGUACUUCCCAGACGAAUGGUUUGCUGUUAUUGCUAGUUUUGUGGGUAGGCCUGUGGUUUUGCUCUACCGCGCUUGUUGCACCGGUGCACGCAAAGUCAAGGCUAUGUUUACGUUUAGGCGCAAGAAAGAUGACACCAAGAGGAGCGAUAUCGAGGCGGCGGCCGACGAGACGGCCGCGCCAGCUAUUAUUGUAGUAGAGGAUGACUCGGGUGUUGCAGAGAGUAAAAAAGAGGGUUAGGACCUUCUUUUUAUUAGUAAUAAUGUCACGAUUUCAAGCAGUCAAUUUAGUCAGGGAUCUCACAUGUGUCAC
Molecule: messenger RNA, 3898 nt
Organism: Exserohilum turcica Et28A
Lineage: Eukaryota; Fungi; Ascomycota; Dothideomycetes; Pleosporales; Pleosporaceae
Exons: 3
Coding region: 410-3826 (1138 amino acids)
Biological process (GO): intracellular calcium ion homeostasis; calcium ion transmembrane transport
Cellular component (GO): intracellular membrane-bounded organelle; membrane
Molecular function (GO): ATP hydrolysis activity; P-type calcium transporter activity; ATP binding
Source: RefSeq, a predicted model, not a curated record